CAAUUUCUCUUUUUCUCUUCUUCGCUCUUUGUUAUCUUCUCCAGUUCUCCUUCCCCGACUUCGUAUUUUCUUUCAUCACUGACGAACAGACAGUCAGACACACGGCUUAAUACGCAGAAAAUUAGGAAGGAAAUCCGUCUAAAACUUCACUCCGUAUAAUCUAGUCGAACAUGAGCCGAAUUCUUGAUAUACAUCACUGUCGGCCGACUUAUUCGUUGAUUUUCUUCACAUGUAAAUCACAGGGUUCCAAUGGAAAUUACCUUACAUUCAACAAGAAAGGCGCGGCUAAAUCUUCGUUACGAGCAAAUAUUUCAGAGGUGCGAUUGAAUCAUAUAAUUGAUAGAUGUGCACACAAGGUCGAAGAAGAUGAUGGAAACGCACUCAAUGCACUUCCACACGUGAAACGUCUUAGCGAACUUCAAAAAGACGAUCUUUUGGGGAAAAUUGCCAUGGUUAGGUUUGAUUCCAACAUCUUACUCGAAGAAAAUCAGAACCAGAAUUCCAAAACAUUCAUAUCGGCUCUUUCAACCAUCAAACACUUGCAUGAAGCUGGUGCGAAAGUGAUUCUAAUCAGCAGCUGUUACAUCAUGAGUAUGAAUCAACUAUAUUGGAAGAAAAUCAACAAACUCAUAAACCAAUCGCAUAAAACUCUUUCAUCAACUGUUGGUGUCACUUCUUUCUGCUAUGCCUCUAUCGCUGGUUUCCAAUUUGAAGAAGGUUUAUCACAACUCAAAAAAGCAUUUGAUUCAAAAGAGAAUCCAUAUAUAGCCAUGGUUGGAGGAGGCAACCUUAUAGAAAAAGCAGCUGCCAUAAACUAUUUAGUUUCUUCAUCUGAUGGAUUAAUAUUUGUUGGAAAUAUCGCAUUUCAAAUAAUGCAUGCUCUUGGAUUUUCAGUACCUAAUAAAUAUAUAGAGUUUGGAGCAUUUAAAGAAGCUAUUAAAAUAAUAAAAUCUGCAAACUCUAGAAACAUUCCCAUUUUCUUUCCUAAAGAUCUUUGGUGUAUGAACGAUCAUUUUAAAAACCCAAAGCUUGUUUCCACUCAUUGCAUUCCUGAAGGUUGGACACCUUUUGGUCUUGGCCCAACUUCAUUGGAAGAAAUAACAACAUUGCUUUCAAAGUCAAAGAAAAUUGUGUGGAUUGGUCCAGUUAAGUUUGGAUUAUCAAAUCAAGAUAAUUAUGGAACCUCAAUAUUGGCAAAAGUAAUAGGAAAAUUAAGUCAAGAAAAUUGCGAUGUUACAGUUAUUGGAAAUAUUGCAUGUAAAGCUUUAAUGGAGGAAUCAAUUGUUUCUUCAAAUUUCAAUAUUAUUGAAAAUGCUUCGGUUGUAUGGGAGUUUCUUAAAGGAAGAAAGCUUCCUGGACUUAUGGCGUUAGAUAGAGGAUACCCUUAUACAAUUGAUUGGCACACAGUUUAUGCUGAUCCGGAUCGACCUUUGUUUGUUGAUAUUGGAAGUGGUAAUGGAAUGUUUCUCUUUGGAAUGGCGAGAAAAACGAAGGAUAUGAAUUUUCUUGGAUUAGAAAUGAAUGGGAAGCUUGUAAAGCGUUGCUUGGAAACUUGCCAUGUGUCUGGUUUAAAAAACGGAUACUUCGUUGAAACAAAUGCAACAUCGACAUUUGGAUCUAUUGUUUCUUGUUAUCCUGGAAAACUCGUUUUUGCAUCAAUACAGUGUCCAAACCCUGACUUCAAUAGACCAGAACAUAGGUGGAAAAUGGUUCAGAGAUCACUCAUUGAAGCCAUACUCCAUCUGCUUUCCUAUAAUGGAAAGGUGUUUCUUCAAUCUGAUAUAGAAGGUGUUGCAUUGAGGGUGAAAGAAGAGUUUUUGAAAUAUGGAAAUGGGAAGUUUAUAAUUGAUCAUCAAGAAAAAUGGUUGAAAGAAAACCCGUUUGGGGUUGAGUCGGAUUGGGAAAAACAUGUUUUGGAUAAUGGGGCUCCGAUUGGCUCAACCAUCGUCUUCGUCGAGUUGCUAGGGUUUGCAACGGCGAGGAGGGGUUGCGAAGGUGGUGUCAGAAGCGAGAAGGUUUUAUGGAUCCGGGAAUGGUCUUUGAAGACGAAGAUCAGAAAUGCAUCAAAACCCCCAAGGGUUUUCAACGUUAGCUUCACCGGAGCAACCAUCGUCUUCGUCAUAACAACAGAUGUGGAUCAAUGA
Molecule: messenger RNA, 2144 nt
Organism: Lactuca saligna
Lineage: Eukaryota; Viridiplantae; Streptophyta; Magnoliopsida; Asterales; Asteraceae
Source: the annotation of a GenBank genome assembly